AUUAAAAUAUUGUUUGAAGAUUAUAGUACAUACUGUAAAUUGUAAUCCUUGCUGUAUAACGAGCAUUAGAGAAUAAAUAUGUUAAAUAGGACACUGCUGUAGACCGUCAUAAUUAAUAGAAAAACGAGGGAGACAAUAUCAAAUAUGAUUUUACUACCUUCCGCUGCUUCAAUUUACAGAAAACUGGGAAAACAAUAUUAUACACAAUUUAAAUACUACAAUGCGAUAUGCUUUACUACUCCUUGUGCUAACGUAAGCCUUACAAAAAUAUGUCAAAACAAGAAGCAGCAGUUUUAUACAUCAGCAUACUACUUUGAAAAAAGUGAAACAUUAAAUGACAGCAAAGAUUUAAGCAAAAAUGAUAUUGUUUCCAGUAAAAAGGAAUCAAAGUUGCAAGAGAAAAAGCUAAGGGACAUCAUUGUAAAGACAGAAACUGAUGAAGAUAAACAUGUAACAAAAGUAACUAUAGAGAGAUCUCAAAAUGUAGAUACUAAAGCAAUUAAAAAAGAAGCUGCACCGGCCCCCCCGAAAAAGAAGAGACUCUUAAUUGACUUUUCGGCAUCUUAUACUGAGAGAAAUUUCAUAACACCAAUGAGAGCCAUGACUGAAUAUCUUCUGAAGCAAUCAGAUUUGGAAACUCUACCUAAAGUUUUGAGGCGGUCUCCGUAUGAAUUAGAACCACCAAUCACUGUGUAUUACAGGAAAGAUGUUGAAGCAAAGGCAAUUGAGAUUUGGGGUUCCAAAGAUGCUCUUGACAAAGAAUUAUUAAGAAGAGAAUUGGAUAGAAGAAGAUAUGAACAAGAUGUAUUCACUGUAAAACGAAGACUAAGAAAUUAUAGAAGGGAAAUGGGACAUACUAAACCAAAGCAAGUGGAAGCAGUGGGAUUAAAAACAGUUUCCGGAAGAGUUGUUUUGACUGCUGUUGGAAUUAAUGGAUGCAACUUUAUAUUUAAACUUUGUGCCUGGCUGUACACUGGAUCUCACAGUCUAUUUUCUGAGUGUAUACACUCACUAGCCGAUACAGUAAAUCAACUUAUUUUAGCUUAUGGAAUACAUAAGUCUGUACAGAUUGCAGAUCCGGACCAUCCAUAUGGGUACACAAACAUGAGAUAUGUGUCGUCCCUUAUCUCUGGUGUGGGUAUAUUCUGUGUCGGUUGUGGACUGUCGUUCUAUCACGGAGUUACUGGAAUACUAGAUCCUCAACCCCUGCACGAUUUUUAUUGGGCCUAUUUUGUCCUUGGAGGUGCUGUGGUUUCUGAAGGUGCCACAUUGAUGGUAGCUCUUAAUGCCAUCAGAAAAGGAGCAAAGGAGGCAAAUAUGUCAUUAUACGAUUAUAUAAUGCGCAGCUCGGAUCCCUCCGUGAACGUGGUAUUGUUCGAAGACACGGCGGCGGUGGCCGGCGUGGUGGUGGCGGCCAGCUGCAUGGCCAUCGCCCAGUACACCGGCAACCCCCUGCCCGACGCCAUCGGCAGCAUACUCGUCGGCACGCUGCUGGGCGGCGUCGCUUCCUUCAUCAUACUCAGCAACGUCGGAGCAUUGGUGGGAAGAUCGAUCCCACAUGAACAAUUGGACGAAAUAAACAGUGUACUGGAGAGGGACUUCAUGAUCAGAGCCAUCCAUGAUGUUAAGGGUAUAGAUAUAGGAAGUAAUCUUAUUAGAUAUAAGGCUGAAGUAGAUUUUGAUGGAAGGGCUUUGACAAGAUCAUAUUUGGAGAAACAUGAUCUAAACAAUCUGUUAGAGGAUAUGAAGAAAAUUGACACAAUCGACGACGUAGAGGCGUUCCUGUUGAAACACGGCGAGAACAUUGUAGACAUGCUCGGGGGUGAAAUUGACAGGAUAGAAUUGAAGCUAAGGAAAAAGUUUCCUCAGAUUCGGCACUGUGAUUUAGAAAUUCUGUAAAUAAUAUGUCGUUAGAAAAAAAAAUGAGGCGAAUUAUUAUCAGCAACGGCAUCUUCAUUCCUGAUACCGUUUAAGUUUUGAAUUUAGUUUAUAAUAGGUUUGGAAACUGAAUUCGAAUUUUUAUGUCAAAUCGAUAUGGCUAUAGAUUACAAUAUUUUGAUAAUUGUUAUGACACGUUAGAAUAGGUCGCGCACAUUUUUAGGAUCGCUCUACGUAAGUAAAAUGUGUCUGCCAAUAAUGCGGUACCGUCAGAUCGCAAUUCGUCAUUGAUCUACCAAUAGCAAACCUCCGUGUGCCACCAAAGUUACCUAAAAAUAGAACAAUGUUCCCUUUCCAUUCUGCGAGCUAUUCAAGAGUUGGGCGCGACAUAAUAUUAUACCUAAUAUAGAACUAUGAAGUCAUUCUUGAUAUAUUAUACAGGAUGUAACAAAACCAAGUGAUAAAACUUUAGGCUGUGUAAUGUGUAUGUGUCCCUUACAUAUAGUUCA
Aricia agestis (brown argus) is the source of this 2387-nucleotide messenger RNA. RefSeq names its product zinc transporter 9 (gene ZnT49B). Gene Ontology annotation, cellular component: membrane. The transcript is spliced from 12 exons. Gene Ontology annotation, biological process: transmembrane transport; zinc ion transport. The record is from RefSeq and is a predicted model, not a curated record. Lineage: Eukaryota; Metazoa; Arthropoda; Insecta; Lepidoptera; Lycaenidae. Bases 145 to 1899 code for a protein of 584 amino acids. Gene Ontology annotation, molecular function: monoatomic cation transmembrane transporter activity.